AACUGCACUGCAAUGCAAUGUUUUUAUUGGACAGCAUGAUUAUUUUAACAUAACUCCAAUUGUGGAACAGGCCAGGAUUAAUGUGUAAGAACUAAAGAAAUGCAUUUCAGUCUUCACGUUAGAACAUGGGCAAUUGUCUUGAUUUGUUAUUGUUCCUCCAAAACUUUGCUCACUACUUUUGUCCGUGCUAAAAUAAACACUGCGGAUACGUUUCUGCAUAUGUGCCUGCCGUUUAUAGUUUAGGUGAAACGUUUACACUGGAGAGAACGGCGCCGGAAGUACUUUUUUACGACGUGAAGUUAAACUGCAAAGGAAUUCGGCCGGAUCGAAGUAUUAAGUGAAACAUGCAGAGCAUGGAUCUCCUUGGCAAACUGGAAAUCUACAUCCCAGUGGAAGCUGAGGUGAAAAGGAUCCCUCUGUGGAGCUUGCCAAAGUCCAUGAUCAGGGGAAUGGGCCUCCCCAUGUCUUCCUCUAAGGGUUCUGGGAAGCUCACAGACUCUCCAGAAGGCACAUGGAUUUGUCCUGCAGUCAUACGAAGGAAAGGCCAGAAACUUUCCUCCCACGCAGGGAACCACACGAUGGAAAACCUGUCCUCGCUGCUGGCCAGAGAGUUUCGAGCUAAUCCAGGGCCCCUCCAAAUGAGCUUCGUCUCAGCCAACCAUGCGGUGUACAAGGCGCUGAAUGACGCCAUGCACGAAAAGAAGGUCUUGGAGCACACACGUCAUUUCUCCCCAUCACCUCGGGGCAAUGCGCCACAGCUGAACAAAGAUGCCGUUAUCCUCUACAAUGGGCAAGUAUACCUGUCAAUUAGGAACCCAAACCAGAGCCGGAGGCCACCAGAGACACUCCAGCAAACGCUUGUUUUCCAGUCUUCCCUUCCUUCAACAUCAGAUUCAUCAACUAAAAUACUCAAGAAGCGCCGGUCCCCUCAGACUUGUCUUCAACCUGCAGAACCACUGAGGAAGAAACUGCCUGUGCCUCUUCCCCACACCGCCCCAAAACAGCUAAAGGAUUGUCUCAGUAGACCAGAUAAUCACUCCACAGCAGACCAGGAGCUGCUGAGGCCCAAGGAGAAACACACUGCACUUAAAGCAACACACGGGGAAAAGAAGAAGCCUGGGACCAACCAGGGAGGGGACGUGUCUUCAACCACGACCGCGCGUCACAGCCCUCCGGCUGGCAGCGCUCACCAAGGAGACAGGGCUGCAGAGGACACACCUGCCACAGAGAAGGAGGUGGAGGGCGACGACACCGACUGCCGUGAAUGCAAGAUGGUGACGGGUGACGAAGAAGCUGAUUUCAUACAUGUGGUCAGCGCCGGUGAAGCUGACAACACAGUCGACGCUGUAGAUCAAAGCGGCAGCCAGAGCGUGACACCGUGUCGGGGCGAAGCGCCAGCAUCCGCCUCGCUGCAGGAGUGUGACUUUAAGCAGCUGGAGACUGAGGAGAAAAUCGCUCGCAUUAAGCUCAAACUGAGACAAGGCGUAGCCGCUCUCAACAACCUGCCCUCCCCAUGAUGGUGGAUUGCUGAGAAGUUAGUGGUGCAGCAGAUCAUGAAACAUGGAUCGGCACAAAAGAAUGAUGCCCCCUCGUACUAAUUAUUAUUUAGCAGAUCCAGUUGUUUGGUUGAGAGCGCUGAUCAACAAGGAUCCAGACUAUUUGCAUGGAAAUAGUGUUUGUGAAAACAACUCAAAUCAAUUUGUUGCUGUGAAAUCAUUUUACCAGGUUACCUCUGAACACUUAGCCAAUACUCGUUUUCACUGAGCAUUGCCUGAAGUUCUCCUGUUUCUAUUCUAGACAUUAUCCGAUGAAACCAUUAACAACAUGCUCAUUGCAUUUUUACUCCGUAUUGGCUGAUAACUGUCAUCAAUACAAUUAAAUUUCCACUGCGAUGGUUAAGAUCACGUAUCAACAGUGCACUGCUACCCCACUAAUAUGCCUUAGUUCCAUAAAGCUCCCAUAAGAGAUUUACACAUGCACACCAGCAUCCCGCUGCACCCAGAAGAUGAUUCAGCUCCAUGUAACGUCUUCCAGCAGGAUACCAGUGUUCAUGUUACCAGGUCUUUUUAAACUAGGACUCACACUUCCCUCACAUUUGCUGCAUAGGACACAUGCCCUGGUUUUGUGACCCACGACCUUCGCAAUUGGGUUUCAUCAGGUCCACGGACUGUCACUUUGACAUCACCCGUUGUUGCGUGGACUGUUGCUCUGAGUUUAGCGUUUUGCCGUCACCCUCUUCUUGUUUUCUUGUUUUUUUACCUUUUACAACCAAACGCUGUAUUAAACAUUCUUAGACUAAAAGGUUAGAAACAAAUUGUGGAACGCCUUUUUCUUUAACUUCCAUUGUUGCUGUUACCAUUCUGAACAUUUGCUCACUAGUUAAUGUUCAUCUUACUGUGAUCCCUGAAGUGUUGAACCCGCCAUGAGUUUGAUUAUACAUUGUGAAGACGUUAAACACUGCCUUCUCUGAAGUCUGAUUCUGUUUUGCAUAGAAAACGUUAAUUCAUUCGUACACCAGUGAGUUUUUGAUCAAACUCAAUUUGCAGGAAGUCAAUCAUUUCCUCCUGGUUGUUGCCUUAUGAUUCUCCUUUAAGGCUGUCCUUGUCCUCGUGGUGUUUUCCAUCAAGGUCAAAGAGAAUGGGUUCAGAGGGACUUAGAACACCGUUCGGUCCCCUCAUUACAGAGGCUACAGAAUUAUGUGAUGACAUGUUUGGAGUACUAAAACCCAGAAAUGAGUCAGCAUCUUUACUCUUCAGCUUCCACAGUUGCAAAGUUAGUUAAUUUUCUUUUUUGUUACAGUAUGAAAACAAACUGGAGAGAUCUUGAAUUUGAUGCUUUUAUGUGUCUUAAAUAAUGAUAAAAGAUAAUAAUCUGGAAGUAUCCUAAAUGUUUGUUUGCCACUGAGAAUAUGUUCUGCAAUUUUUUAAAAUGCAAUGGGAGAACCUCAUGGGCUUUUGUCAUAGUCAUGUAUACUGUGACGAAAUGACGUAAUAAAUGCAGCACUCUAUUGAUGGGGGUGUGC
Messenger RNA from Pungitius pungitius (ninespine stickleback), 3022 nucleotides. RefSeq lists its product as uncharacterized. The coding region runs from base 345 to 1517 and encodes 390 amino acids. Lineage: Eukaryota; Metazoa; Chordata; Actinopteri; Perciformes; Gasterosteidae. The transcript is spliced from 4 exons. The record is from RefSeq and is a predicted model, not a curated record.